Messenger RNA from Silurus meridionalis, 1414 nucleotides. It is a transcript of the gene hsd17b1, whose product is annotated as hydroxysteroid (17-beta) dehydrogenase 1. Gene Ontology annotation, molecular function: estradiol 17-beta-dehydrogenase [NAD(P)+] activity. Gene Ontology annotation, biological process: estrogen biosynthetic process. The transcript is spliced from 6 exons. Lineage: Eukaryota; Metazoa; Chordata; Actinopteri; Siluriformes; Siluridae. The record is from RefSeq and is a predicted model, not a curated record. The coding region runs from base 284 to 1165 and encodes 293 amino acids. Gene Ontology annotation, cellular component: cytoplasm.
UGUGACUCCGUGUGUUUGGUAGCAUGCAGUCUCAGUGCACCUGUGUACCUAUUUAAGCGGGAACGCAGGAACCAAAAUGUUUGCUUUCAAGCUGACCUUGUGAUCAUAAGGAAUCCUAAAACACCCUCCCAAAUGGUUCAAAGUAAAAGACACAACAGCAAGCAGCUGUGAAAAGUGUCUUACCUUCUGCAAGAACAUUAACACCAUUCCUGCUCUCAUCCUCGGCCCAGUGGUGCUCUCUUUUUUUUUCUCCAGCUCUUUGGACUGAGACUGAAUUGUUCUGAUGGAGCAGAAGGUAGUUCUCAUCACCGGCUGCUCGUCAGGAAUCGGACUAAGUCUGGCCAUCCAUCUUGCAUCAGAUCCUUCUAAAACAUACAAAGUGUAUGCCACCAUGCGUAAUCUGGAUAAGAAGCAGCGCUUGCUGGAGAGUGUGAGAGAUCUACACAAUGAGACCAUGGCCAUUCUGCAAAUGGACAUCACAGACCAGCAGUCCAUAACAACGGUCCAGGGAAGCAUCACAGAGGGCCGAGUAGACAUACUGGUAUGUAAUGCAGGUGUGGGGCUUAUGGGUCCCCUGGAAGCCCAAUCAGAAAACAUCAUGAGAGGAAUCUUAGAGGUGAAUCUGCUGGGUACAAUCCGCACCAUCCAAACAUUCCUACCCGAAAUGAAGAGAAGGAGACAAGGGCGAAUCCUGGUCACUGGCAGCAUGGGAGGCCUACAAGGUCUUCCGUUUAAUGAGGUAUACUGUGCCAGCAAAUUUGCAGUAGAGGGAGUCUGUGAGAGUCUGGCCAUCUUGCUGCAACACUUCAAUAUCCAUGUGAGUCUGAUAGAGUGUGGGCCAGUGAACACAGACUUCCUGAGGAACCUGAAGAAAACAGAGGUGAGUGAUGAGUCUGUGGAAGUGGACGCACACACCCUCCAUCUGUAUGAGAUGUACCUGCAGCACUGUGAGAAGAUGUUCCAGAACGCAGCACAGGACACUGAAGACAUCAUUCAGGUCUUUAUGGAGGUGAUCCAAUCUCAGUGUCCAGUCUUCCGGUACUAUACUAACGGCACUCUUCUCCCUCUGAGUAGCCUUAAGCUGACAGCGCUUGAUGGCUCACAAUACAUCCGAGCCAUGAGUAAGCUUAUAUUCUCUUCUGAGAAUGCAGAAACACAGAAAUAACAACACACUUCAAUACCAAGGUGAAAAUGUUCAUUUUAUUCAGUGAAGUUACAUAUUGUAUUAGUUUAUUUCAGCUCUAAUUGCUUGGAUAUAAUCAUUAUACUGCGGACACAUAUAAAUAAACUAAACUGUAUGUGCGUUGUCUAGCAUGUUGAAAUAAAAGGUCAUGUUCUAUAUGAAAGAAAAUGUAUAAUUAAAAGGUUUUCUUACUGCAAUAAAAAUAAACAAGGGGCACAGUGUGUUCAGUGA